GAAGCCAUCUGGAUCUCCUUCUCAGUGGGGAUAGAGGCAACAGAACAACCCUAAGCACCUCUCUUCCUGCCACCUCUAGCACAGCAAGCUCGUCGUGGGCAGCGUAGAGAGGAGCAGACCGGGGCAUGCUGUGCUCUGGCUAUCCCCAUUUGGCAGACUGUCCCUUGGGAUCCUUCGCUAGCUGGCAUAAAUUAGUGCAGCCAACAGGCUCUUCUAAAACUUCAGACGGCUCCAGGAUCAAGGAACUGUAACCAGCUCCCUUGUCUUCCUCCAUCACCCCUACCUGAAGCUAGCAACUGAGAAUCAAGACGAAUAUAUUGCUAGUAUUUUCACACAGACUUCGUGCAACGCACAAACAGCUGCUCUCUUCCUGUGGCUCCAGGACACCCAUGGCACCCCGCAUACGACUGACUAUAUCAAAGCCUCUCCCAACCAUCUGUGAAACCCAGGAGGAAGUUUUAGAAGAUGUAACCAGCAAUGUAAAAGGCUUUGGGAGCUUCUCUAUGGACUCAGAUUCUUGUUCCAGUGACGACUACCUUCAAUCUAUCUGUCAUUUAGCAAGACCCACCUUCCCAGUGCUUCCUGAAAACAACGGUGUGUUUCAAGACAAGAAGGUAUUAGAAACACUCCAAAGAGUGUCCUGGUUCCCAAAGCUGGCAGUGGCACAGCAAGUCAUUCCAAAGUGCAAACUGACCAACAUCUUCUCAGACAUGAUGUCUUUAGAAAAAGUUAGUUUAGUACUUGACAAUGCAAAGCUAUACCCCUGUACCAGGGCUGAUCCACUAGAACAAUUGUACGCACAAGCGGAGAAGACACGACACUACAGGGGUUCUGUUUAUGGUGAAAGCUCUAGCACUGAUGACUCACAGCGUAGGGGGGAUGAAAUUCAUCCAUCCACCCCUCAAGAAAAAACAACAGAAAAACAAGAUCUAGCUGGGGUAUUCCGUUUUCCAAGGCUUCCCUCUCCAAGACCAACAGAGAGAGAAAAUAACUGCCCAGAGCAGAAGUGUCUGAAAAGCAAUAAGAUAAUGGCGGUUUCUGAAAAUGAUCAAACUCAGAAAGAAAACUGCACCAUAUUUAUUGAUGGUAAACGGAUAUGGCCACACCCACCCAGAGAGAAACAGCAAGGAAACAAGGGUUUGAGCUGCCCCCUACGAAGACAAUGUGCUGUGUUCAGAACAGCAGGUGGCACUGAAAAAGAAGAGCUGAAAUCUUCUAGCGAUAACAAAACUGUGAAGGGAGAGGUACUUAGUAAGCAACGUUACCCACAAUGCUUUCAGGUAGAUAAAAAAGCCAUGAUCCAUAGCUGGAUCUCUGAGUGCAAGUGUGCCUGGAAAGGAGCAAAGGUUAAAGGUUGCCUACUUCCUGCCAUCGCAGAAAUAUGAAAACGUGAUGCUGAACAGCUGCAUCUUUUGCAAGACAUUGUGGCCACGGCUGUCUUAAAUCCCUCCCUGCUACCUGCAUGCGUUGUGCAGAGAAGAGGGGUGCAGUAUACAUGUUUACAAUGAAGCAGAUACAUUUGUGAUCCAUUACAUCUCUCACCUAUGUGCAAACAGGCAAUAGAUCUACUAACGUGGCUAUGCUUUAAAAAAAGGAGAGCUCUAAAGACCGAACUACUGAGUCGGCUCUCAGAUACGCAGGCAUUUGUAACAGCGUCUCUCCUCGGCUCAGCAACUCCUUUUGCACAUGCCUUUCUUGUGCUCUGAGAACGGCUGUAAUAAUACGGGUUUCAGGGUAGCAGCCGUGUUAGUCUGUAUCCUCAAAAAGGACAGGAGUACUUGUGGCACCUUAGAGACUAAC
Messenger RNA from Trachemys scripta elegans, 1800 nucleotides. RefSeq lists its product as uncharacterized. The transcript has 2 exons. Gene Ontology annotation, biological process: regulation of autophagy. Gene Ontology annotation, cellular component: mitochondrion. Bases 390 to 1385 code for a protein of 331 amino acids. The record is from RefSeq and is a predicted model, not a curated record. Lineage: Eukaryota; Metazoa; Chordata; Testudines; Emydidae.